Messenger RNA from Paramecium octaurelia, 1604 nucleotides. The record is from the annotation of a GenBank genome assembly. Lineage: Eukaryota; Ciliophora; Oligohymenophorea; Peniculida; Parameciidae.
UUACUUAUAUGGACCCUCAAAUGAGAAUAAAAAAAGCGCACUUUAUUAAUUCCAGCAUCAAAAGUAAAGUGUUAAACACAUUGUAGCUAAUAUUAAAAAGGAUUAUAAGUUUUUGAGGGAGAUUGGCGCAGGAGGGUUUGGAGUGGUUUUUGAAACAGAAUAGAAGUCGAGUGGUAUGAUUGAUAGAUUAAUCAGGGCUAAAAAGAGCCAUCAAAGCAAUUGCAAAGGAUAGAGUUGUUGAUAAAGAAAGUUUUAAGAAUGAACUCUCUAUUUUAAGAAAAAUAGUAAUAUUUAUGAGAUUAUUUAAAGGAUCAUCCAAAUAUACUGAAAAUGUAUGAAGUUUAUGAGACAGAAAAGACAUUGUAUUUAGUAACUGAGUAUAAUCAAUAUUUAAAUUUCAUAGAAUGUGCGAGGGAGGCGAGCUCUUUUAUUAUAUAACAAAAACAUAGCAUUUGACAGAAUUACAGGCUGCAAAAAUUAUGAGAUAAAUUUUUACAGCAAUAGCUUAUUUGCAUGAACAUAAGAUUGUGCAUAGAGAUUUGAAACCAGAAAAUUUCUUAUUAAAAAAUAAGGAAGAUGACUCUUCCAUAAAACUUAUUGAUUUUGGGUUGGCCAGAACUUUUAGAGAUGAUGAAGUUAUGACUUAACCUAAUGGAAGUUUAUUCUAUAUGGCUCCAGAGAUUAUUAAGGGACAAUAUGGAUACGAGGUAGAUUAUUGGUCUUUGGGGGUCAUUUUAUAUGUCAUGAUGAGUGGGUAACCGCCAUUCCCAGGUAGAAAUCCAUAAGAAACGUUAAAGAAUAUUUAGAAAGGAAUAUUCACAUUUUCGAAAUCAGGUUUUAAGGGAGCAAGUGAAGAGGUAUAAGCUUUUUUAUGAAAAGAGGUUAGGGAUUUAAUCUAAAAGCUCCUAGUGAUGGAUCCGAAGAGAAGAUUCAGUGCAAAAUAGGCAUACAAUCAUCCUUGGAUUUAAUUAUAGGUUAGUAAUGAAGUGAUGAAUUUAAAAUUGCAUGAUGAAGCAAUUAAGGGAAUAGAUAGGAUGAUCAGUGCUCAACAAAUGAAAAAGACUAUGUUGUUGUAUUUGGCCACUUUCAUUCCAGAAAGUGAAAUCACGUCGUUAAGACAGGUAAGAUGAAAAUAAUUGAAUUAGUUAUUCGUAUCUUUGGAUAAGGAUGGGAAUGGGAUGAUUUCUUUGGAGGAAAUGAUUGAGGGCUUAUCAGAAUUCAAAAAGUUGAAGCAUAAAAAUAUGGAUAAGAACUACCUGAUCCAAUUGUUUAAGGCUAUGGAUAUAGAUUAGAGUGGAUAAGUAGAUUAUAGUGAAUUUAUUGCUGCUUUUUUGGCAUGUCCCCAAUUCCAGAAUGAAAGAUUCAUUGAAGAAUCCUUUAAACGAAUAGAUCAAGACAAUAGUGGCAGGAUUUCUAAGAACGAGUUGAUGGAUAUUUUUCAUACUGACACUAUCUCCAUUAAAGAUAUAGAUAUUGAAGAACUAAUCAGAUAGGCUGAUCUUAAUAAGGACGGAGAGGUACUGCAAUUAUUCCUAUCAUAGAUUGAUUACCAAGAAUUUAUGAUACUGUUAAGAGACAGGUUUGCUGAUUAAUUAAAGCAAUGA